Molecule: messenger RNA, 1422 nt
Organism: Mesocestoides corti
Lineage: Eukaryota; Metazoa; Platyhelminthes; Cestoda; Cyclophyllidea; Mesocestoididae
Source: the annotation of a GenBank genome assembly
AUGUCAAUAGGCAAAGUCAUCUCCUCUCCGUGGCAUUGGUGGAGCCAACUGAUUUGUCUUGCGGGACCCACAGUCUGUGAUGCCCUUGGCCUUCUUCUCGAGGUACCACUUAACUUACCCAGCGAGGCCAUCAUCAACCGUUGGCUCAGUGAGCCAGUCUGUUGUCUCAGUCUUUCCACUGACCUUUUUACCACAAACAGUAAGGGUUAUCCAGUCUUGUCUCAAGCCCAUCAAAAGAUUAAUUCCCAAGUUUUGAUUACGGGUCAAAGUCACCAUGAACGUGGCCUUGCCGUGUAUCAACAAUAUGUAAACUGGAUCUGGAAGUGCACUGUUGAAGGAAAGUCUCUUUAUGAGAAGCACUCAAGGGGUCUCGAGGAUCAGCUUCAGGAACCUCUUCAGCCACUUCAAGACAACCUUUCUUCUGCCACCUAUGGCGUUUUUGAAAUGGAUCCGUACAAAUACAAGGCCUACGAGGAAGCUAUCUAUCUAGCGCUACUAGAUCGCUCUGGUAACAGUAAAUCGUCUCAGUGCGCAAACAUUCCGGUCGUGGAUGCUGCUACGUCAAUUGUCUACAUUCUAGGCGCCGGACAAGGUCCUUUCGUUGACGCUAGUUUGCAGGCCAGCAAGCGUUCUGGAUGUCCGAUUAGGAUCUAUGUCAUCGAGAAGAAUCCCAACGCUCUGCUCACACUUAAGCGACGCAUUCAGACGGAUUGGCAAGGAAAGGAUGUCCACCUUGUACCGGGCGAUAUGCGCCAAUUACCCCAUCCCCCACUGGAGAAGGCAGACAUCUUUGUCAGCGAGCUGCUGGGCUCCUUCGGGGACAAUGAACUCAGCCCCGAAUGCCUUGAUGGCGCUCAACACAUGCUCAAAGACGAUGGAAUCAGUAUACCUGCCUCCUACACAUCUUACGUGGCUCCCCUUCAGUCUCUGCGUAUCCACUUGGAGGCCUCGCGGUGUGGUGGCGGUGUGAGGGGUCCGGAUCGAAUACAGAAGCAGUUAGAAACGCCCUAUGUCAUCAGACUUUCCAAUUUCCAGUUAUUAGCUCCUCCGGAGAGGGCAUUCACUUUCAAGCAUCCGCGAAGUGACCUCAGCACGAAGCCUAACACCCGCUACUGCUGCUUAACUUUCACUCCCACUGAAGAUGGAACAAUUCAUGGAUUCGCCGGGUACUUUGAUUCAGUACUUUAUGGCAAAAUUACAUUGAGCAUCCAUCCGCAGCGCCAUAGUCUCAACAUGCUCUCGUGGUUUCCUAUGGUUUUCCCUCUGACAUCUGCGGUGCAAGUUCGCGCAUUGCAGAAGAUCACCUUUCACAUCUGGCGGUGUGCAUCAGCGCGAAACGUUUGGUAUGAAUGGGCCAUCACCGAACCCGCCGUCUCUAUGAUUCACAAUUCAGCCGGCUCCGCGUACAAAAUGGGACUUUGA